UUGAGCGCUAAAACCUAAAACCAUGUACUAAGCUAACGUUCCAUUAUCUAGCCAAAAUCCUAAUUAUCUAAAACUCCCAAAUUAAAGAACAACUUCUCCCUGCAAAUCCGAAUCUCUCUUUCUGUCUUCGCCAUUGAUAUUCGAUCAGGUUUGUCUACAUUUUUCUAUUUAUCUGCAAAUUAUUUUCUUCUUAUUCUUUUUCUUAUUGAUCUGAAUUUCGUUUCUUCUUCUUCCUUUCAUCAUCCUAACGAGUCACGGUGGGAAAAAAACCGACUCAAUUUUGCUUCUUAUGCUGAAAUUUCCCAAAGUGUAUACGACUCAAUUUGGUGCUGAAUUUUCCGAGGUUGGAAUAUGAGAGGUUAUAAGGCUUGCCCUUCUUGUGCUGAUUCUGGUUGUGCGUAUAGUUUUGGUGGUAAAAUUGCAUACCCUGGAGCUCAAAAAUGGUUACCAAUUUAUCAUCCUUGUCGUUCUCAAGCAAACUUAUUUGAUCGGGAAGAGGAAUAUGGUCUUGCUCCGGUUCCUGUAAGCGGGACAGAAGUUUUGAAGCAACAAGAAAAAGUUAAGUAUGUUUAUGGAAAGUCAAAAAGUGUUCCUAAAAUAAGAGGGAGACAAGAAGAUGAUGAAAUUGAUGAUGAUGAUGAUGAUGAUGAUGAUGAUCUGGAUGAUGUCGAUAAGCUAGGUUCUGUGGAAAAAGAAAAGUAAACUUUUUGAAUUAGACUAUUGGGAACAUAAUCCUCUUAGACAUAAUUUAGAUGUUAUGCACAUUGAGAAGAAUGUAUGUGACAAUUUCUUAGGAACUCUUUAUAAGAAAUUAUACUUAGUCCUUCGCAAGUACUUAAUAAUAUUCUUUGCUGGCAUCCAAUGCCCCUCUCCUGGGUUUGACUGGUAUCUGUUGCACGUACAUACUCAAAUCAUAUGCAACAUCCGGUCGAGUGCAUAACAUGGCAUACAUAAUGGAUCCUACUGCAGAGUCAUAAGGAAAAUUACUCAUACGCUUGACCUUAUCAAGAGUCGAAGGACACUGAGUCUUGCCAAGUGAUAUGCCAAGUUGCAUGGGAAUGACACCUCUUUUGGAAUUUUCCAGCUUGAACCUUUCAAGAACCUAUCAAUAUAAGUCUCUU
Molecule: messenger RNA, 1121 nt
Organism: Spinacia oleracea (spinach)
Lineage: Eukaryota; Viridiplantae; Streptophyta; Magnoliopsida; Caryophyllales; Amaranthaceae
Exons: 2
Coding region: 352-702 (116 amino acids)
Source: RefSeq, a predicted model, not a curated record